Messenger RNA from Pistacia vera, 792 nucleotides. RefSeq lists its product as uncharacterized. The transcript has 2 exons. Bases 61 to 507 code for a protein of 148 amino acids. The record is from RefSeq and is a predicted model, not a curated record. NCBI's taxonomy places the organism in Eukaryota, Viridiplantae, Streptophyta, Magnoliopsida, Sapindales, Anacardiaceae.
UCAAACCGUCACAGAUAUACAAUUAUCUCACGUAACUGAAAAAGAUUCUUCGACAAGAGAAUGGCCAAAGCUCUCUUUCUCUUCUCUCUCAUCUUCCUCUCAACGCGUCUCUCGUGUUCGAGCCCCGAUCCUCCAACCCUCGCCCACGCGGAGUUAACAAACUAUGGCUUCCCAAUCGGGCUACUUCCCUCCUCGGUUCAAACCUACGCUUUGAACCAGACCUCUGGCGAGUUCUCCGUGCAGCUCGGUGGCACAUGUAAAUUAACGCUCCCGCCGGACAACUAUUUGGCUACCUACUCUAAUAGAAUUAGGGGGAAGAUCGAGCAGGGUCGGAUCGCGGAGCUGGAUGGUAUUCGAGUCUGGGCUUUCUUCAAGUGGUGGUCCAUCACGGGGAUCCGGUCCAGGGGGGAUAAUUUAGUGUUUGAAGUUGGAAUGGCCUCCGCUAAGUUUCCCUCUAAAAAUUUUGACGAGAGUCCUGAGUGUGACGGCCAGAAAUCAGCCUCUUAAUUUAGAGCUUCCCAUCUGCUGAAGAAAUUAUGUUAAAGAAUCUUGGCAUAAGGGAGAAAUGACUGGGCAGUAAAUAAUUAGACGUUUCAUGUCAUCUGAACCACGGAAAACUCAUUUAUUUUCUUGUAUGAAUUUGUAUAUGUAGCACGGAUUUCGACUACGUUUCGAUCAUCUCUUUGUGUUGGAUAGGAAAAGGCUGCCCCUUUUCUAUAUUAUGUGUUGGAGUUCUGAAAUACUUUAACAGGAUGAUUAUAACAUGGUGCACCAAGUGAACAAUUUUAUCUC